AUGGUUUUGUGGGUUUUUGGAUAUGGAUCUCUGAUCUGGAACCCAGGUUUCGAUUUUGACGAAAAGCUCAUUGGCUACAUCAAAGACUACAAACGCGUCUUCGAUCUCGCUUGCAUCGAUCACAGAGGUACGCCUGAACAUCCUGCUAGAACUUGCACGUUGGAGCAAUCCACCGGAUCUAUUUGCUGGGGUGCUGCUUAUUGUGUUCGUGGAGGACCCGAGAAGGAGAAACUAGCUAUGGAGUACUUGGAACGAAGAGAGUGUGAAUACGACUCAAAAACCCUUGUUGAGUUUUACACUGAAAAUGACACCUCUGAGCCAAUCUUGACCGGAGUUAUAGUAUUUACGUCAACACCAGACAAAGUGUCAAACAAAUACUACUUGGGCCCUGCCCCAUUGGAAGAAAUGUCGAGGCAAAUCGCAACAGCCUCUGGACCUUGUGGGAACAAUCGGGAGUAUCUUUUCAAGCUGGAGAAGGCAAUGCACGACAUUGAGCACGAGGAAGAGUAUGUGAUUGAAUUAGCAAACGAGGUGAGGAAACAGCUCGAUUUAGUCGAUUUGCCUAAGGAAGUGAAGGCAUUGUUGAAGCCUGUGGUGUCUCAUGUACCCGUCAAUUCUCAAGCUCAUGUUUCCUCCACUCUUCAACGAGUCUUCGCUUCAUGA
Molecule: messenger RNA, 663 nt
Organism: Microthlaspi erraticum
Lineage: Eukaryota; Viridiplantae; Streptophyta; Magnoliopsida; Brassicales; Brassicaceae
Source: the annotation of a GenBank genome assembly